AUGCCCAUCACCAUCCUCAAACCACAACCGGCCGCCCACCGCCCUCUCACAUCCCACAUCUCCCCAGACUCAGACUCCGACUCCGAGGGCGGCGUCGACAUCCAAGGCGAUGUAUCCAUGAGCGGAACCAAACAAACACAAAGCAUAGACCCAGAUGAAAUCCUCACGCCAGGCACAAUCAUAACCUCCAACCCCCAAUGGAUGCGCGGCCACGGCACCUACCUCCCCCCUUCAACCCAGUCCAUCACCUCCUCCCUAGCCGGCACACUCACCAAAACCAACAAACUCCUCUCCGUGCGGCCCCUCCGCGCGCGCUACACCCCCGAAAUAGGCGACCUCGUAGUCGGCCGCAUCACCGAAGUCCAAGCCAAGCGGUGGCGCGUCGACGUCGCCGCCAGCCAACUCGCCAUCCUCCAAAUCAGCGCCAUCAACCUCCCCGGCGGGAUCCUCCGCAAGCGCACAGAGACAGACGAGCUCCAGAUCCGGUCCUUCUUCUCAGAAGGCGACCUGGUCGUCGCAGAGGUGCAGCAGCUGCACCAAGAUGGCGCGGCGUCCCUGCACACCCGCUCGCUCAAGUACGGCAAGUUGCGGAACGGGGUGUUCGUGAGCGUGUCGGGGACGGGAGGCGGCGGCGGGGUGGUGAGGUCGAAGAGACAGGUGUGGACGAUGGAGGGCGCGAAUUCGGCGGGCAAGAUUGACGUGCUGCUGGGUGUGAAUGGGUAUAUUUGGAUCAGUAAGCAUGUUGAGAGUGAGAUUGCCGCCGAGGCGGCGGGGAUUAAUAAGAUGGAGGAGAGUGUGAGCAGCAGGGUGUACUCGAGUCAGAAUGAUGAGAUUGACGUGCCGACCAUGAGGGAGAUUGCGAGAGUGAGGAGUGUGAUUUUGGCAAUGGUUGAGCAUGGGGUGAGGGUGGAUGAAGAUAUGGUUAGUAGGGGGUACAUGGAGGCGGUGGAGAUGGCGAGGGAGGACGAGAGUGAUGAUUUGUAUCUGGGAGGUGAAAAGGGGGCUAGAUUGGCAGCAAUAUUGGCAGGCCACUAA
Pochonia chlamydosporia 170 is the source of this 1035-nucleotide messenger RNA. Its product is annotated as exoribonuclease. Gene Ontology annotation, biological process: CUT catabolic process; poly(A)-dependent snoRNA 3'-end processing; U4 snRNA 3'-end processing. Lineage: Eukaryota; Fungi; Ascomycota; Sordariomycetes; Hypocreales; Clavicipitaceae. The record is from RefSeq and is a predicted model, not a curated record. Gene Ontology annotation, cellular component: cytoplasmic exosome (RNase complex); nuclear exosome (RNase complex). Gene Ontology annotation, molecular function: RNA binding. The coding region runs from base 1 to 1035 and encodes 344 amino acids. The transcript is spliced from 2 exons.